UUCACCAGCUCUACUUUCUUGAACUCUAAGGUUGGCAUCUCAAUUCCACUGAUCAACUAGUACAUAACACGCAUGCGUAGUAGUUCUAGCUCAAAGGUAAUCGUCGUUCCAUUCUCCUCACUCAACAAGCAUAUUUAAGAUAGAGAGAUUUUGGGAUCUAGGAGAUCGAUCAUGUCGACAGACUGGGGCCCGGUGAUCGUGGCAGUGAUCCUCUUCAUCCUCCUGUCACCGGGGCUGUUGUUUCAGCUUCCGGGGAGGUCGAGGGUGAUAGAGUUUGGCAGCAUGGGAACCAGUGGGAUCUCUAUCCUUGUUCACAGCAUUCUCUUUUUCUGCGUGCUCACCAUCCUUGUCAUUGCAGUCGGUAUACAUGUUCACGCUGCUUGAAUUCUCGGGAGUUUUUAUUGUUGUUCUGACUUUCUAUACUGUGGAGGGUUUGUGUGUGCUGUAAAUUAAUUAAAAAUGGGUUGAUUUGGACUCCAAAUGUGAAUAAUAUGUCAGUUUGUUGCCCCCCCAGGGGCCAAAAAGAAAGAAUUAAUCUUCUGGGUAUCUUGAGCGCAAAGUGCCUUUUGAGCGGCUGAGAAGUUCGAAGUAUACUUCCAUCAUUGUAGUUACUCUUCGUAUGCAAGGGGUUGCUCGUACGCUAGCAAUGUAAAUUAAUGAGCAAAUACCGCGGGUAGAAAAUAUCGCGAACGGGAAAUUAACGGUUAAAUCUGGCAUUAAUUGGAAUGUCCAUUAUUUCCAUUGUCAGAAUUGUAUUUACAUUGCAAAUUAAGUGUUUGUUUUCCUAGAAUUGUAAAAUGACCCGCACAAUUUGAGUUGGAAUCUCAUACUUUGAUCAGUUGAUGACAUGACAUCAAUGUU
Molecule: messenger RNA, 861 nt
Organism: Asparagus officinalis (garden asparagus)
Lineage: Eukaryota; Viridiplantae; Streptophyta; Magnoliopsida; Asparagales; Asparagaceae
Exons: 1
Coding region: 172-384 (70 amino acids)
Source: RefSeq, a predicted model, not a curated record